Labeo rohita (rohu) is the source of this 15093-nucleotide messenger RNA. It is a transcript of the gene chd6, whose product is annotated as chromodomain helicase DNA binding protein 6. Gene Ontology annotation, molecular function: protein binding; ATP binding; ATP-dependent chromatin remodeler activity. Bases 1301 to 10144 code for a protein of 2947 amino acids. The transcript has 38 exons. The record is from RefSeq and is a predicted model, not a curated record. Lineage: Eukaryota; Metazoa; Chordata; Actinopteri; Cypriniformes; Cyprinidae.
UUUUGCUGUACUUUGGAACAAAUAAAUGCAGGCUUGGUGAGCAAAAGAAAAAAAAUUACUGUUCAAAAAGUUUUGACUGGUAAUGUAGGUACACUGUAAGUACACGUACUGUAAAAUAAAGUGCAACCAAUAUUAUGAUGCUUUUUGUAGAAACCAUGACACAUCUCUUUCAGGAUGAGUAGGAAAUUUGAAGGAAUCUUUUGUAACAUUAAGUUUUUACCAUCACUUUUAAUCAAUUUAAUGUGUCCAUGCUGAAUACAAGUAUUAAUUUCUUUAAAAACAAAAAAGGAACUUUUAAAAAUAGCAUUUUUGUUAUUGCUUACAAAUACAAGUAUUGUGGUGGUGGUAUUAUCACUUAUAAAAAAAAAAGUAUCAUGCAACUACUAGGGUUUUGUACAGUGUUUCACGUAUUAUUACAAAGCUAUAAGACAUACUAUGGUGUAUUUCAAAGUACCACAUGAUAACACAGUCGUGCACCAUGCUAUUUACCGUACAUGGUACUCAAAGUAUAUGUAGUACAAGUCUCUGACCAAUGACAAUGGUGCUAUGUGGAAACAACGGUAAUACCAUGGUACUUUUUGGUUAGUGCAAAACAAGUCCGCCCAAUUUACAGCAAUCCCACGUCCUAGACUGUUUGAUGCACAACGUGAAUUUCUGUACAAGUCAAACACAGCUUCGCAUUACUCAAAAGAGCUUCAGGAAACGCAACACAUCACAAGGACAUAUGCAGCUUCACCCACACGCUUUAUUAUAACCCCUGCUAUUCUCACAUCCGGGAUAUGAAACAUGAGCAAAGACGUGGAAUGUUACAUUUUUUUCCCUCUCUCACAGGCGCCGUAAUGAUGGAGUAAAAAGCAUCAUGAUUGGUGGAUGCGGCGAGAAGAAACAUAAAACCCACAGCGUAGCUUUUGCACUCCGGACGCGACGCGACAAACGCGGAUGAAUCCAGCGCGGGCUUUCGGUCAUCGGCGAAGAACUGAAACAGAAAAACCUCUUGAAUUGCAGCAAAAACAUCCACAUCCACACAAGGGGCUAAAAGUACACAAUGGUCGCUGGCGAUAUGUGUCUCUCAGACAAGCUUAGCGCAGCGUCGCUUGCGUGACAGCUCGCCGGCCAAUAGGAAGCUCCAGCGGCCCAGCUGCGCUCAGACGCGUCCAAUGGCGAACGGCAGAAUACGGGCCUAAACGCAAGUUAGGCUGUUGUUGCAGGCGGCCAGCGCUAAACUUCACCAAAUAAUAGCUGUUUGUAUUUUGGCUGCCGCAGUAGCCAUUUUAGACGCAGACACAAAGAUCAAGAAAAAAUGAAAAUACAAAAGAAGGACAAGCAGAUGUCUGCCGCUCAUGUACUAAAGCACACUCCAUCCGCUGCUGCCUCGAAUGCCUCUGACCAAAACGCACAAACUACAUUUCCCAUCGGCCACUUGGGCAAAGAACAGUUACGGAUCAUCGGAGGGCCGCCCAAUCACUGCAUGGCUCACCCAAAGCACUCUGGGUUACGGGAGGCGGGGUCUGCGGCCAGCAGUCACAGUCUCCGCCCUUUAUCAAUCAACAGCGAGGAGGACGAUGGAGGGGGCGGGACCAGGGUGAAGAAGAAACGAAGGAAAAAAGACAAGAAGGAGUCAGAGUGGCACAAAGGUGAAGAGAGCAAUGCUAAACCAAAGAGAAGGGAGCAAAAGGAAGGGAAAGAGCUUCUUCCCAGAAAGUCAAAAGCGGUGAAGGAACAAAAGGUGCAUAAGAAGAGGGAGACGAAAGCCCAAAAAGAGGUCAAAAAAGUCAAGAAAGGUCAAGAUGUGAAAGCGAAAACACAGGCCAAGAACACUGCAACACAUCCACCCUCCAAACGAGGGAGGAAGCCAAAAGAGCAGGGUGCCAUGCCUCCAGAGAAGAAGAAGAAGGGAAAGAGGAAAAGUGAUGCUGUACUUGAGAUGGUGGAGAGCGAUGACACGACCUCUCUCAGCACGCUCGCCACCGGCGAGGAAAGCAUCGACCCUAUGGAUAACACUAAGAGGCGAUCAGGGCGUCAAGUGAAGCGACGGAAGUAUAACGAAGAUCUUGAUUUCAAGGUCGUGGAUGACGACGGGGAGACCAUCGCCGUGUUGGGCACGGGCCGGAUUGCCGCCAUGUCUUCCUCUACCCUCGCCUGGCAGGCUGAGGAACCCCCUGAGGAUGAGGCUAAUAUCAUUGAGAAAAUACUCGCAGUACGAACGGUCAAGAAAGAGACAUCCCCUGACGAACCACCAGAAGACAUGGAGGAGUUUUACGUCAAGUACAGAAAUUUCUCCUAUCUGCACUGUAAAUGGGCGACCUUGGAGGAACUGGAGAAGGACCCACGCAUUCACCAAAAAAUCAAGCGCUUCAGAAACAAGCAGGCGCAAAUGAAGCACAUUUUCACAGAGCCGGAUGAAGACCUGUUUAAUCCAGAUUAUAUUGAGGUCGAUCGGGUUUUAGAGAUUGCUAUCACCACAGAUACAGAAACGGGAGAGGAAGUUACACACUACCUGGUGAAAUGGUGCUCUUUGUCAUAUGAAGAGAGCACUUGGGAGCUUCAGGAAGAUGUUGACCCUGUGAAAAUCAGGGAGUUUGAAGACCUCAAGCAAAUUCCAGAAAUCAAGCAUGUGGAAAGGCCUCUCCCCGAACAGUGGCAAAAACUGGAGAAGUCCAGAGAAUACAGGAAUGGGAACCAGCUGCGAGAAUACCAGUUAGAGGGAAUGAAUUGGCUCCUUUUCAACUGGUACAACAGGAAGAACUGUAUUCUGGCUGAUGAGAUGGGACUGGGAAAGACCAUCCAAUCCAUCACAUUCCUCUAUGAGAUUUUCCUUAUGGGUCUGAGGGGACCUUUCCUUAUCAUCGCCCCGCUGUCCACCAUCACCAACUGGGAGAGAGAGUUCCGCACAUGGACUGAAAUGAACGUCAUCGUCUAUCACGGCAGCCAGAUCAGUCGACAGAUGAUCCUGCAAUAUGAGAUGUACCAUCGAGAUGAACAGGGAAACAUCGUGUCUGGUCAGUUUAAGUUUCAUGGCAUCAUCACUACAUUUGAAAUGAUAAUGGCUGACUGUCCAGAGCUGAAGAAGCUUAACUGGCGCUGUGUGGUGAUCGACGAGGCCCAUCGCCUGAAAAAUCGCAACUGUAAACUGCUGGAGGGACUCAAACUCAUGAACCUGGAACAUAAAGUUCUUCUCACAGGAACCCCUUUGCAGAACUCGGUCGAGGAACUCUUCAGUCUGCUUAACUUUCUCGAACCCUCACAGUUUCCUUCUGAGACUACUUUCCUGGAGGAGUUUGGAGACCUGAAGACGGAAGAACAGGUAAAGAAACUGCAAGCCAUUCUGAAGCCCAUGAUGUUGAGGAGAUUGAAGGAUGAUGUGGAGAAGAAUCUGGCCCCUAAAGAGGAGACAAUCAUUGAGGUGGAGCUCACUAACAUUCAGAAGAAAUACUACCGUGCAAUUCUGGAGAAAAACUUUGCCUUCCUUGCCAAGGGAGCAAACCAGCACAACAUGCCCAACCUCAUUAACACAAUGAUGGAGCUUCGCAAGUGCUGCAAUCACCCAUACCUCAUUACAGGUGCUGAAGAAAAGAUCCUUGAGAGCUUCAAGAAAACCUACAGUUCUGAGGCUGCAGAUUUUCAGCUGCAGGCAAUGAUUCAGGCUGCUGGUAAACUAGUGCUUAUUGACAAGUUGCUGCCCAAACUGCUGGCCGGAGGACAUAAAGUGCUGGUGUUUUCCCAGAUGGUCCGGUGCCUGGAUAUACUGGAGGACUACCUCAUUCAGAGGAGGUAUACGUACGAGCGCAUUGAUGGGAGAGUUCGAGGGAAUCUACGACAGGCUGCCAUCGAUCGCUUCAGUAAGGUGGACUCUGACCGCUUCGUGUUCCUCCUCUGUACACGAGCAGGAGGUCUGGGCAUCAACCUCACCGCCGCCGACACCUGCAUUAUAUUCGACUCAGACUGGAACCCGCAGAACGACUUGCAGGCUCAAGCGCGCUGCCACCGGAUCGGUCAAAGCAAAGCGGUGAAAGUAUAUCGCCUUAUUACACGAAACUCAUACGAGAGGGAGAUGUUUGACAAGGCCAGUUUGAAACUGGGAUUGGACAAGGCUGUUCUGCAGGACAUCAACCGCAAAGGCAGUCUCAACGGGGUUCAGCAGCUGUCUAAGAUGGAGGUGGAAGAUCUUCUCAGGAAGGGAGCGUACGGGGCGCUUAUGGACGAGGAAGAUGAGGGCUCAAAAUUUUGUGAGGAGGAUAUUGAUCAGAUCCUGCAGCGACGCACACAGACCAUCACAAUUCAGUCUGAGGGGAAGGGAUCAACUUUUGCCAAGGCUAGCUUUGUGUCUUCAGGGAACCGUACAGACAUCUCUCUGGACGAUCCAAACUUUUGGCAGAAGUGGGCCAAAAUUGCUGAACUGGAAAUUGACUCCAAGGCAGAAAAGGAGAGUCUGGUGAUCGACACCCCUCGCGUACGGAAGCAGACGCGUCACUACAACUCUUUUGAGGACGAUGAACUGAUGGAGUUCUCCGAACUGGACAGCGACUCAGAGGAACGACCCUGUCGCACAAGACGUCUCAGCGAUCGCAACAGACGCUACCUCCGAGCGGAGUGCUUCAGAGUGGAGAAGAACCUUCUCAUUUUCGGGUGGGGUCGCUGGAAGGAUAUUCUCAAUCAUGGGCGUUUUAAAUGGCACCUGACGGAGAGAGACAUGGAGGUGCUGUGCAGAGCUCUUCUGGUCUACUGUGUUCGCCAUUAUAAGGGCGACGACAAAAUUAAGAGCUUCAUCUGGGAUCUGAUCACACCCACUAAAGACGGACACAAUCAAGCACUACAAAACCACUCAGGUCUGUCUGCUCCUGUCCCGCGGGGUCGUAAAGGCAAGAAGCUGAAGAACCAGUUGAGUCCACCUGAGCUGAAGAAUGCAGACUGGCUGGCCCACUGUAACCCAGAGGUUGUGCUUCAAGAUGACAGCUACAAGAAACACCUCAAACAGCACUGCAACAAGGUGUUACUGAGGGUUCGGAUGCUGUACUAUCUGAAGGUCGAAGUGCUGGGGGAGGCUGCUAAUCAGUCUCUUGAAGGGAUCCCAGCCAGUAAACUGGAGGUAACACUCCCUGAUAUCGACUAUAUUGAGAUCCCUACUAUAUGGUGGGAUGCUGAAGCGGAUAAAUCGCUGCUUAUUGGAGUUCACAAACAUGGGUAUGAGCGGUAUAACGCCAUGCGUGCAGACCCUGCUCUGUGUUUCCUGGAGCGAGUGGGUAUGCCCGAUGUCACUGCAUUGACGGUAGAACAAGGGGGAGUUGAAACUGCUUCAGAUGCACCUGAUAGUAUCAGCAAGAGUGAUGAAAUCAAAGAGGAGAGCGAUGUGAAGUCUGAGGACUUAGAAGAGAAAAUAGAUAUCAAGGAGGAACCCAUGUCAGAGGAAACAGGGAAAAAUGACAAUACAGUGACAGGGGGAUUUAUAGGAUCUCUCGCAGGAGACCUUGUUGCAGAAGUGAUGGAGCAGGGACGGAUACAGUGGCCGGCAGGCUCGUCUCUCACAGCACGUCUACGGCGCCUCAUUACUGCCUAUCAGCGUUAUACGCGCCGUGAGCCACUUCGGCAUGAUUUCCUCUUACACGAGGGAAUUGCACCUGUGGCCUGGCAAAUAGGAGAGUUUAGGCAUUGCACUACUGAGCCUGACCCACUCUUUUUGGAGUGGCAACGAAGGUGGACACGUCGAGAGCAGGCUGACUUCUAUCGCACAGUGUCCUCGUUUGGAGUAGUGUAUGAUCCAGAGAAGAAGACCUUUGACUGGAACCAGUUCCGUGCCCUUGCUCGAUUGGAGAGGAAGACGGAUGAAAGCUUAGAGAGAUAUUUCCACAGCUUUGUUUCAAUGUGUCGAACUGCAUGUAGACUGCCGCCCAGAAAAGAUGAAGGUAGCGUGGAUCCUUCACUGUUUGUGGAGCCUAUUACAGAAGAACGAGCUGCUCGAACAUUAUAUCGUAUCGAGCUUUUGAGAAAGGUGCGUGAGCAAGUAUUGCGCCAUCCGCUUCUGGGAGCACGGCUGCAGCUUUGUCGCCCAAGUCUGUACUUGCCCGUCUGGUGGGAAUGUGGCAAACAUGACCGUGAUCUUCUUAUUGGGGUUGCCAAGCAUGGCUUAAGUCGAACUGAUUUCUACAUCCUCAAUGACCCCCAAUUAUCCUUCCUGGAGGCCCACCGGAACUAUGUUCAUAAAGAAAACCACAGAUAUCCGGUCCCAGGGUUGCCCCACCACCAUUGCUGCUUGUAUGAUGCCAGCCUUGGGCAUUGUCAUUCCCCACAACCUCCAGAAUAUCACCCCUCACCUUCACACCACACGCCAACACAACUUGUCCAUACUCAUGGGCAUCACCAGUCCACAGAAGUGGUGGCAUCAGAGUCUGGAAGUUCCCUUGGGAUAGUUACAGGAAACAGGGAGGGAUAUUUGGAUUGCCCUCCACUGGAUGACUCUCUGGAGUUGGGGUCUUUACAACAUGAAGGGUUGACGUCAGAUACACUACAUGGCAAGUCUGGUAAAGAGGCCUUCAAUGGAUUCCCCUUCAAUUCUGCAACCGGUGGACAGAAUAUGCUAAAUUCAUACGGUGUGCAAGGGGAGCUAAAUGGGUCUCAAGGAGACAUGGCGGACUCCAUAGCUGGGAAACUUCGCAGCGAUGUUCUAGUGGGAGAGCAAGGCUCCUCAGAGGAGACUGGCUUAAUGGCUCCUUCUGUGGAACUUGAUGAACUUCAAACUCCUUGGGAAAGCUCAGACCAUGCUGAAACCUCUGACAUGUUCAACGAGACUGAUCCCAUCUUGGGAGCGCAAACUUUGGAGCCCAGCUUUCUCGAUGCUCCUCAACCUGAAGAUGGACGGGAGGGUGAUGAAACGCUCACAGACUGUUUGAGCAUGCCUAGUUCAGACUCUCAAAGCAACCCUGUCGAACCACUGGCGCCAAGCUUUAUGUUAUUCAAAGACCUUAACGUUGGAGAGACUUCUGUGGAUCAGACAGAUCUAUCAGCCAGUCUUCCAGAAUAUGUUCCACCACCACCUCUCGGACUCCCGGAUGUGAGUCUUGACCAGACAGAUCCCAUUAGCGAGGAGCAAGAGGACAAGCUUAGUGAUUCCAACAUCACACAUGGCGUUCCCAGUCCAGAAGAAGGAGCUGAAAGCGUAGGCUUUCAUUUUGAGAAGGAAGACCUUUCUCCAGACAGUCCAAAGACAAAGGAUACUCAAGAUGAGAUUGACAAGAUGCCUUCAAUAGAGUCUCCAAGAAACAAUUGUCUCGAGGAAUCCCAGAAAGUGGAGUGCAAGGUGCAAUUUGACGAUUCCAAUGGAGAUCCUUGUGAAGUGGCCUUGGAAGAACCUUACGAAAAGCCUCUAACAGAGCCGGAAAAAGUGCCUUUAGAGGAGGCUUAUGAUUUGACUUGUGACGAAACCUUGCAGGAGCCUUGCGAAGGGUUUCAGCAAGACACAGAGGAACAGCAAUUGGUGGAAGAACCCUCCAAGGAACCGUCAGAGCCAAUGGAAGAGUGCAAUUUAACUAACACUACCCUCUCAACAGAUUACCCUAUGCCUUCUUCACUCCCAUCAUCUCCAACUACCUUACCUGACACCUCUGCAUCCCCGGGUCUUGACACAGUCCCAAAACAAGAUUUUCUUGUAGAUCCAGUGGUGUCAGAAGUGAAACCUGAGCCAGAUAGCACUACGCAGACCCCUCACCUUGAGCAGACUGAGGUUUUGGAAGUAAAGGACAAGAUAAAAGAUGAAGGUGCAAAGGCACCAGCGUUAUUGGGAGAUGUUGAUGGACCACGUUUUGCAUUGCCUAUAUGUGAGAUAGCAGACAGUGUCCAUGAAAUAAGGGAGCCAACCAUUGCUCAGCUUCUACAAGAGAAAGCACUCUUUUCCUUCUCAGAGUGGCCUAAGGACAGAGUGAUCAUCAACCGCAUUGACAGUAUCUGCCACACUAUCUUAAAGGGGAAGUGGCCUUCCUCUAGUCAACAGUUUGAGUCUCCCACCUCAUUGGCUAACACCUGUGUGCCCAGCAGUGCCCAGCAGAGGGCAGGAUUUCUGCCUACCAGAAUGCCUAUAUCUCAGAGCCUUAACUUCAACCUCCCACACACAGUAUCCCACUUACCAAAGGAGCGGUUAGUGGCCCCGGCGUUUCUCCCUGAGCUCAAACGUCCUAGACGUGGGUUUGAAUUCGAGGCAGAAGUCCUUGCCAAACCAAGCCAUCUUGGUGAAAAGAUCCAAGUUGGCGUGCCUCAUCGUGCUAACGCUCUUCUCCUUAAUGGCUGGCAGGACGCCGCUAUUGACCUCUCCAAACCAACAGAGCUAACAGUUGGUGGCGACAGUGGGCCAAUCGGUCAGAUGAGCCACACUGUCCAGUCAGCGCCCCAUAAAAUAACUGGGAUAGGCUCCAUACAAAGCUCACUGGGAUUGGAUAUGGCUGGGAUUUUGCAGGCUGGCCUGAUUCACCCUGUCACGGGGCAAAUUGUCAACGGCGGUCUUCGUCGUGAUGAUUCAAUGUUGAGACGGAGAAGAGGACGAAGAAGAAAUGUGGAGACUCCUGAUCUCAGCUUUAUUAAGGGACGAAGUGUGAACUUGCCUGAACAACAGAGCGGGUCUGAGAGUAUCAGCCACCCUGUUGUGUCCUCCACAUCCUCCCAGUCCGAAGGCCCUCCAGCCACCCCGACUACACUUUCGUCUCACCCUCCGUCAGCCUCUCCAGCUCCUCCUCCAGUCGCAGAAACCCUGAAUGUGAGCAUGGACAGGGAAACGGCAAAUAAAGGCCUAAUGGAAUGGCUCCGACAAAACCCCAACUACAACAUGGAGCUGUCUGCUUUCCCGUCUCAGAAUGCAAGCAUGUUGCACAGUUUCUUGGAGCGUCCAAAGCAGAGAAGGCAUCGCUGCAAAGACCCAUCCAAGCUCGACAUCAACUCUUUAACUGGGGAGGAGAGAGUCCCAGUAGUGCACAGAAACACAGGCCGCAGGCUUGGUGGCGCUAUGGCUCCAGCCAUUAAAGAGCUCUCCCGAUGGCUGGAUGCAAACUCAGAAUACUCUGUGGCUCCUGAUUGGGCAGAUGUGGUGAAGCACUCGGGUUUCCUCCCAGAGGGCAAAUUCACACGCAUCCUCUCUGCACCCGUGUGUCGGGAUCCCGGCCCACGUAGGAGAGGCAGACGACCCCGCACCGAGAUGCCCAAAGCCCCCGAGCUCCCCGCUGGCAUGGGUCCGCUCUUCAUGAAUGGUGGGCUCAUUGGCAGCAUGGAUCUGGUUAGCUUACCCAAUCUCCGCAACGUCCCUGGCAUCCCGCUAACCGGUAUCAUGGGCUUUCCUCACGGUUUUGCAACCGCCGUACCGUCAGGAGAAGAUGGCAAGAAUGGCCUCAGCAUGCUGCCCAUGAUGCUUCACAGCAUGGCGGCCGUACAGCCGCCCAUGUACAGCGCUCACAUGAGUGGAAUGAUGACUCAACCGCUGUCCACCGCGACGUCCACGACGUCCACUGCAACCGCGUCCUCCACAACAGCGAGCGUGACUUCUACGAACUCUGCAACCGUAACCUCAACCUCCAGCCCGGCCGAUAGUUCGGAUUCUGCGCCUCAGCGUGAAAACGCAAGCUCUCCGAUGAGCACAGAGAACGGGAAUAAGGAGGACGCAAAGCAAGCAGGGGAAGAGAAGAAAGUGUCCGCUUCGGUGUCUACAGCUGCGGCCACUAGCAGCAGUAGUAGUAGCAUCACAAGCACCGGCAGCCAUUUGACCUUUAACCCCUUUCUUAUCCCGGGAAUGUCGCAUAGUCUGUUGUAUCCGCAUAUGUUCUUGCCACCGGGCAGUAUAAUGGCUCUACCCGCUAUGCCCGCAGCAGACAGCACGGGCAGCCCCAAGAGGAAGAGGAAGAAGGUUAGGGAGGAAGGACCAGAGGAGGGAAGCACCAAUGUUGGUGUGCAUAUAGAUGGUGUGGAAUCAAAAGACGAACAGACACCCGAACAAAAGAGCCAAGAGGGCGGGAUGGAAGAAGGCAGACCUGAGGUAAAUUUAGCUCAGGUUAAAGAUCCUUCUGACCCUAUAAAAGAUCCUUCCAAGGAUAGAAGUACUGAGGAAAAGGACAAAAACGAGUUAGGAGAGGAACCUGAGCUAAACACUCAAGGCUCAUGUGACGGUGAAGACUAGAAUGCAUCCUCACGUUUGGGCCGCAGUACUUUUGUUUGUGUCGUGUCGGUAAAAGUUUGUGUAUAGAACUUUGAUUAUCAGCGUAUUGUUUAUAGAUUUGCCCUUGUAAUUUCACUGACAUCUACUCUGGCUUCUGGGUGUGUGCUAAAGAAUAGACACUUGAAGCAUGCAAACACUCAGAGGUCUCGAAUCCUAAAAAAGGGACAUUGUCAUUGGUGUUAGCGUGUUCCUUUUGCAUCAUGGGAAUGGAUACUCAGACGAUUCUGUCUAUUGACGGAGAACGCUCUUAGUGACCCCAGCGUUUUUUCCCCUUCGAUUAGGUGGUAUUCACUAGCAUCUUUCACAGAUUCUCAGAAAGCGGUAGGAUGUUGGUAUUGUGCAAAAAAAAACAGACGGCGGUCUCACUUCAUAAUGGUGUUUCGGAUCACGCUCUUAUAGCUGCAUAAGACCUAGGUUCGUGUUUUGAAACAUAAUGUAAAGAAAACACUCAUCCCAUUGGUAGAUUACCAGCAGAGCUGCAUCCGAUGGACCACAGUAUUUUGUUCUUAGUUGCUUGCUGCUAUGUAUUCAUUUUAGUGAAGAUUUUAACCUAAAUCUCUUACAAAGCUAUAGGUGGCAUGAGUGCAACAUGGUGAGUGCAAUGGAAACUCAAAAAGAGCAAGGCUUGAAAUUGAUGGCAAAGAACAAUCCUGAGAUUGAUUUAUCUUUUGUUUUGUUUGUCUUGUUGUUUUGAUGUCAUUUCCACGUGAUAAAUGCCCCCGUUGGGAUACUGCUAGUCAUUUAUAGAGAUGGCUGUAUACAGUUGAGGUUAAAAACUUACAUCCCCCUUUCAGAAUCUGCAAAAUGUUAAUUAUUUUACCAAAAUAAGAGGAAUCAUACAAAAUGCAUGUUAUUUUUUAUUUAGUACUGACCUGAAUAAGAUAUCUCGCAUAAAAGAUGUUUACAUAUAGUCCACAAGAGAAAAUAAUAGUUGAAUUUAUAAAUUGACCCUGUUCAAAAGUUUGUUUUUGUUUAGUGAUAGUUCAUGAGUCCUUUGUUUGUCCUGAACAGUUAAACUGCCUACUGUUCUUCAGAGAAAAAGCCUUCAGGUCCCACAAAUUCUUUGGUUUUCCAGCAUUUUUGUGUAUUUGAACCCUUUUCGACAAUGUAUGAUUUUGAGAUCCAUCUUUUCACACUGAGGACAACUGAGGGACUCAUAUGCAACUAUUACAAAUGGUUCAAAUGCUCACUGAUGCUCUAGAAGGAAAAACCAUGCAUUAAGAGCCGGGGGUGAAAAAUUUUGGAAUUUGAAGAUCAAGGUAAAUUUAGCUUAUUUUGUCUCCUAGGAAACAUGUAAGUAUUUUCUGUAGCCUCUAAGGGGCAGUACUACAUGAAAAAUAAGAUAUUUAGGCAAAAUAAGAAAAAUCUCCAUUCUGUUCAAAAGUUUUCACCCUCUUAAUUUUUUUUUUUCCUUUUGGAGCAUCGGUGAGCAUUUAAACCUUCUGUAAUAGUUGCAUAUGAGUCCCUCAGUUGUCCUUAGUCUUAACAAAUGGAUCUCAAAAUCAUACAGUUAUUGUUAGAAAGGAUUCAAAUACACAAAAAUGCUGGAAAACCAAAGAAUUUGUGGGACCUGAAGGGUUUUUCUGAAAAACAGUGGGCAUGUUCAGGAUAAACAAGGGACUCAUGAACAACUAUCACUAAACAAAUUAAAAAAAAAACAACAAAAAAACAGCUGUGGAUCAUUCAGGUAACAACACCGUAUUAAGAAUCAAGGGAUGUAUACUUCUAAACGGGGUCAUUUUUAUAAAUGUAACUAUUAUUUUCUCUUGUGGACUAUAUGUAAACAUUUUCUGUGAAAUAUAUUAUUCAGGUCAGUACUAAAUACACAUAAACAUGCAUUUUGUAUGAUCCCUCUUAUUUUGGUAAAAUAAUUUACAUUUUGCAGAUUCUGAAAGGGGGAUGUAAACUUUUGACCUCAACUGUAUAUACUUAGGGGUGUUGUAAGAGCGAUACGAAAUAAGUCUGAUGCAAAGCAGAUGGUUAAAAAAAUGGCAAGAACUGUGUUUUUUAGUUAAUCUAAAGGGAUAAUUCACCACAAAAUUAAAGUUCUGUCAUCAUUUCACACGUCAUGUCAUUCAAACCUGUUUGAAUUUCUUCUGUGGAGCACAAAAGCAGUAUGCUUACAAUAAGAACUGGCUGUCAAGCCUCAAAUAUGAUCAUUAAACUACUCCAUAUGACUACUUUUCCUCAUGCAAAGCUACCUUGUGUCUUUAAAAGACUUGGAAUAUAGUGCAUAAUUCAUCUGGGCUACUUUUACAGUGCAUUCAUUUUUGCUUUUGUAUCCCACCGAAGCAAAGCAAGUAAUACAGGUUUGGAACAACAUAAGGGUGAAUAAUUAUGCCAGAAAGUUAUCCUUUGGUGAAAUACUCCUUCACCCAAAAUAAGAUGCUCAAAUAUCUUUGCAAAUCCCCAUUUUUUUGCCUUCACUAAAGCCCUUUGGUUGAUGUGGUUGACAGGAAGACGUCAGAGCGUCUCGUUCUCCUCAUGAGUUACAUUGCUCUUAUUUUCUCUGGUGCAUUUGAAAAUACUGUAGAGUAAAACCUACCGAGAUUUUUGAAAACAUGUAAAUCUAUCUAGCUGUAUAUUGCUGUUACUUUUGUUUACAAGCACACAGUUAUUUUUGUCCUCGCCGGUAUGUCUCAUAUUGGGAGGAUGUGUAAAAAAAAAAAAUCGGCACUAGUGUUUCUUUUAUUUGAAAUACUUUACACUAGUUGAUAACCAGAGCUAAUUUAACUCAUUUUCUUCUCCCCCAGUCUCAACAGGGUCUCUCUUUUGUGGGAGUAUUCAUUUUCCACCUUCUCAUCUUACUUGUUUUUGUUUUCAGAUGUGAAAACGUUUUUGCACAGUCUUUUUGGUGAAUGUUUACCUGUAAUUGUGUUCCGUCUUGUUUGUUUAUGUGUGUUCGUGUGGACGCAUGCGCACGCUUGCACAUGUCACUUCCUGUACAUUUUGACUUAUGUAAACCUGUACUGUAAAUCUUGUCUAAACAAACAAACAAACGAAAAAAAAUCAUGGUCACCUUCAGAAAAAAAAAAACAUGCUGUUGUUGCCUUGUCACAUUAUUUGUGACACCAUGAUGUAAUUUAUUUUGCUUUUAUUUCUCUUUGCCAAAUUCACCAAAUACGACAUUUCCCCUUUCUCAUCACGUGUUUUAUUAUGUUCACUUUGCAAUGCCUUAUUUAGCGGUUUAUAUAUGGAUGUUUGUUACAUCUUUAUGUUGGAAAAUAUAUAUCAAAGUACUUGUGUACAGUGUCAACGUUUUGGGAAGCAGUCUCGGUCAUACUAGUUAAAAUCCAGUUGUACAGAUACUGGCCUUCUUGUGCAUUUUUUUUUGUCUAAAACUACAUCAUAAAACUCUAUCAACUCAUUCAGAGCAGUAUUGCAAAGCACAAAGUCUUCUUGACUUUCAAAAAUGUCUCGUUGUUAGUCUGAAAGCGUACCUCAGAUCUAUUGUCCCUACACUGCUUUCUCAGAAACAUCUGGUGAACAAAAACUCACAGACCUCGUCUAGACGUCUGGCUGAUUAUGUUAUCCUCGCUUUUGAUGUUCGUAACUCCAUUAAAGGCCUUCAACAUUUCAGGAGAAGCACAGCCAAUAUAUGUACGACUGGAGAAUUCAGACUGUUAGACUGAGAAUGCUGCGUUGCUGGUUGUAAGUGUAUUGAUUUUAUAAAUGUACUGUUUGUUGGAAAUGUACAGUUUGAAAACGCAACAAUGUUGUUGGAAAAACACUCCAGUUUAAUUCAGUUUGCAUCACGGUGUUUGAAAAGAAAGUCUCCCCGGUGCAGUAUCUGGGUUCAUGUAGAGAUCAACGAAUAUAUGUUCAAUUCUACAUCCUAGUAACACUCCAGAUACCUAUUUUUGUCUUUCUCCCUAGCUGAAACGGUUUGGUAGUUCAUCCAAAAGUCUGAUCGAUUUCAAUUUUUACCUGUAUUUAUUGUUUUACUGUCUCAGCGUUGUCUCCCUGUGUAUUGCAACAUGUACAUAAACUUGCUGUCUCCAGGUUUUGGAUGUUUUCCUAUAUGGGAUGUCUACACUGCUCCAUUUUACUUUUCAUAAAAGCAGAACUGUUCUGAACACGGUAAUGUUGACUGUAUCUGUGUGUAUAAAUACGUCUCUGGAUAGUUGCUCCCAAAAGCCUUCCCACUGGCCCCCUACCUCCGUUUUUCAUCAAAGGGAGAUCAUCGUAGUAGCUUUGCAUAGUGCAUUUCCAAUGCAAAAUGAAAAUUGGGAAAUUUGUGGUACCACAUUGCCAGUGUCAUUUUGAUCAGACUCUGUCAGCAUUCAAUAUUUCCGACGCUUUCAAAUAUGCACGUAGUAGGAGACUGGAUUUUGCUUUGCCAGUGUCAGUGUUUGCAUGUCAGGACCUGCUAAAAAGACCCAGUCACAACAUCUGAGGCAGAGCAACAUCCCAUACUAUGGAGUGUUAUAUAUGGAGUGUAUAACAGCUGCUUAGCCAAACAGAAUAAAAUCCGGACUCAAGUCCUUAGUGUUCAUGGCACAUCAGUGCAUCACGUACCACGCAGAACUGCGCUUACGUCUCUAUUGAGCCUACGCUGGAGGUUCUGUUCUUUAAGAUCUUGUAGAAUAACAUUGAAUCAAUUUGAUACAACUAACAAUGGUCAGUGUUCAUGACAAGGAAGUACUGUAAGUUCGUAGUUACAUUGAAGCAAGUGCACUAUAUUGGGAUGAUUACUCGACAAAAAGUGAACUUAUACUCUUGGUAUGAAAUCUGCAACAAUGCUGAGAGUCGUGGGUGUUUUUAUUAUUUUAUUUUAUUUUUUUAUUUUGGGAUAUUUUGUUUUUGUUCAAAUAGCUCCUGUACACCGAUGUGGACCAAUCAUAUAAUUCAAACCAUGGUAUGUGAUCUUUUAUUGUGCAAUAAAAGAUGACUUUCAACUUUCAAGUCAA